GCCCGGCUCUGUAAACAGUCUUAGUUGCAAUGUCUGGGAAACAGGUGGAGGGACGGCAACGUGUGGCAACGAUCUGCGGUGGAGCGCCGUGGUUACAAAAUGCAAAUCUAUUUUGAACUUCCAAUGCCAAGACGAUGCUGUGUGUGAACCAAUCAAAGCCCAAUGCGCUAAUGGAAGAUGCGCAUGCGCAAAUGGCACGGCGUAUGAUUCAACGGAGAACAUGUGCGUCGCAGUAUGUGGGCCCCCACCGACAGAGGCAAACACCGUUCGCACGAUAAACGAGGAUGGAACGCUUACAUACACGUGCGCAGCCUACUUCCUGCCAGCUUCCUCGUCAGUGACCCUCACGUGCCAGAAUGUUGGCGAUAUGAAGGAAUGGAGUCCAAGUGCGCCCAAUCUUAACUGCUACAAUUGUGGUUUAACCGCCCCAGUGGUUAACACCGUCAUAACAACCAACGCCGACGGUUCCGUUACGUACACCUGUUCUGACGGCUACUUUCCGACGGAUGCUUCUCUCACAAGUGAGACGUUGACGUGUCAAACUGACGGCACCUUUAGUCCAAGUAGUACUCCGACCAUCACCUGCUAUAAUUGCGCUGACUCUCCGCCAGAUGUGCCCGGUGCUACGUAUAAUCAUGUCCCUGGAGAAAAGACCGCUCUGUACACUUGUGGCUCAGGACUGAGACAACACCCAGAUACGACGUCCAUGGAAGCUGUUUGCGUGCAUGAAGCUGCUGGUAUUGGCACAUGGAACCAUAAUAUUGAAUGCUACGGGGUUAGACUGGUUGACGGCGAAUAUCCCAACAGCGGUUUCCUUGAGGUGUUCAAAGGCGGAAAGUGGAACGUCGUUUGUUAUGACGAUAAAUGGGAUUGGCAGGAAACGUCGGUCGUCUGCAAGGAGAUAAAUCCAGCAUUAUAUCAAUUCGGCGGUGCUUUUCAUUUAGAGUAUUAUGACAAGACCCCAGUCAACAAUGAGAAUUGUACAAGACUAAAGGACCCUAAUUGUUCUGGCUCGGAAGGAGCGGUGAUUCUGUGUGCAUCAACCGAAAGCUGCGGUCCAAUUGAUCCAAAACUCGGAAUUACGUGUUAUACAGAGGACGUAACAGCCACAGGGAUGUACUUUGCACUAGGCGAUGACCCAAGUUUCGUCCAGGCUAAUGUGCAAGUAGAUCAAUGGUAUGCUGUCUGGGUCCGCUACAAUGGCACAUGGGGUCGCGUUUGCUCAGACGGAUUUGGCAACGACGAGGAAGAUGUCGUCUGCAAAACUGUUAAUAGCGCAUGGAGAGGUGAUCACACUGGAGAGGACGAUGUGAUUGCUGGACAGACGGUGAUCGCAAAGACGUGGCAUUGUGAUCCAGCCACGCCCCACUUCCUCUAUUGUGGGAAUAAGGGAUACAACUAUGAUAGUCAAUCGUGUACAAAAGUCGUAACUGUCGAAUGUCGAAUAUAA
Mya arenaria is the source of this 1450-nucleotide messenger RNA. Its product is annotated as deleted in malignant brain tumors 1 protein-like. Gene Ontology annotation, cellular component: membrane. NCBI's taxonomy places the organism in Eukaryota, Metazoa, Mollusca, Bivalvia, Myida, Myidae. The record is from RefSeq and is a predicted model, not a curated record. The transcript has 9 exons. The coding region runs from base 221 to 1450 and encodes 409 amino acids.